AUGCAUCACGCCUUGUCAAUCACCGAACUCGUCAGGCUGAUCGUGGAACAAAUUCAAAUAGGCGACCCACCUCGGUUGGACUCUGAUGAUGCGAUAGAUCCUCAGACUCUCGCCAAGCUCGCUAGGACUGCUCGCGUUUUUCGUGAACCUGCUCUAGAUCGGUUGUGGUAUCGCCAGCAAGGUAUUGGCAACCUUGUCAAAUGCAUGUCCAUAAGCUUGUGGGAGGAGCGGCCUACACGUGAGGAUCGCAUCGUCACAGAAUGGUGCGAUUGCAGCUCGUACCUUACAUUCAAGCGACCCGUGGUUCCUGAGGACUGGGAGCGUUUUCACUACUAUGCCUCUCGUAUCCGCGCGUUAGAUCCUCCUGACGGUCGCGUAUCUUGUGUCGGGCUGGCUCAUGGGGUUUUUGAAGCCCUGUACAACGCUAGACUGUCAUCACAUCUCCUCCCUAACUUGUCCACACUCUAUUGGGACGAAGGAUAUCAUUCCACAGCCUUCAAAUUCGGAACCAUGUUUCUCGGGCCCAGUCUAACAAGGCUUGCAAUUGGUGUCCAUACCAUCGAAUCAGUCCCUAUUGCGGCCCUACUACUGGCGCAUCUUCCUUCAUUGGCGCAUCGAGUGCGCAAGAUUGACAUCGUAAUGCACUCGGAAGGGCUGAUCCACGAUUUCUUCAUCCCACCCACAACGUUGGCAGCUCUCGAACGUCUGGAGAGUUUUAUUUACCUGUCCGAUACCCCUUUGUCAAUGACAGCUUUCACUGAGCUUUCAUCACUUCCGGCCCUUACAACACUGCGCCUUGAAGCCAGUUCUUCAUGGUCAGGGUCUAUGCUGGUCGGACCACCGGUAAAUAUGAGCCAUCCAUAUUCCUUUGAUGCAUUGAGGAAUCUGGAAGUCGAGGGGAGAUCCAUUGGGUCAUGCAUCUCGGCACUCAAUAUAUCGCGAUAUCCCAAACUCCGUGCUGUCAUGUUCGAUGUAGAUUUGGGCACUAGCGAUACCAUACAAGGCCUCUUUGAAGCACUCAGUGCCUCCUCCUCGUGCACAGAACUGCAGAGGAUUACAUUUGGUGUUAGAUGCGCUUAUGGCGGAACCCGACUGGACAUCUCAUUGCUUCGGCCGGUAUACGACUUCCACAACCUGCGUUCCUUGAUCCUUACCCCGCUUUUCGGUGUUAAGUUAAACAUAAAUGACCGAGAUCUGGAGAAUAUGGGGAUCGCAUGGCCUUAUCUCGACACCAUGGUAUUCGAUUACUUCCCUCGGUCUCCGUCCGAAGUAGAGCCAAGCGCGACUCUCAAGGGAUUACUGCUGGUAGCCCGGUCUUGGCCAGCGUUAAGGCGGCUGCAGAUUGAGAUUGAUGCCAGGCAGAUAGACCUGGACAAAACACAGCAAUGUCAUGGCCAAGUGGUCAAUGAAUGCUUACGAGAAAUUCAUUUGUGCGACUCUCCUGUGGACGGGAUCGAGCCAACCGUAGUGGCCAAUUUCCUCUCGAGUAUUUUCCCGAGCGUGCGCAGGAUCGAAACGUACGCCAAGCAAGGUGAAUCGCGCUGGAAGAUGGUAGAGGAGAUAUUGUGUAGCCCAUGUGGCCAUCCUGUCACCUAG
Fibroporia radiculosa is the source of this 1596-nucleotide messenger RNA. RefSeq lists its product as uncharacterized. The record is from RefSeq and is a predicted model, not a curated record. The transcript has 2 exons. The coding region runs from base 1 to 1596 and encodes 531 amino acids. Lineage: Eukaryota; Fungi; Basidiomycota; Agaricomycetes; Polyporales; Fibroporiaceae.